AUGAAUCGUCAAGUCGAAGGCAUCGAUUUUGGUGAACGCUCAACCUGCAAAGACAGAACACCGACCGCUAAGGACCAUGAAAGAUACGAACCCUCAUCCUACGGUCUCCUUAUCGCCCAGCAAGAGCAUCAAAAGCUGCGAGAGGAGAUCAAAGCCGAGUUCCUUGGAGAAGAAGCCAGGAAGUUCCAUAAAAGCUUGACAAAUGCAUACAAGAAAACGGCGCGACGAGAGGCGAGACUGGAUCUCGAGGAUGACAACAGAAGAGAGCUUCUAAAGCUGAAGUCCAAAUUAGAGGCUGAGAUGUUGGGAAAGAAGAGCGAGCAGAUUGAGCGCUUGCGGGAGGAGUUGAGAAAUAAGGACGCCAAAGUCAAAGAGCUUGAGGCACGACUCGAAGCAUCAGAGAACUACCAGAGGAUUCGAGAGCUCGAGGGAACUCUGGCAGCAAUGAGGCAGGUCAUUAAGAGUGUGAAGAAAAAUGAGCCCGCUCAUGAAGCUGAAGACGCGGAAGAAAAUAAUUCUUCAACCGAAAACUGA
Messenger RNA from Cadophora gregata, 534 nucleotides. RefSeq lists its product as uncharacterized. The coding region runs from base 1 to 534 and encodes 177 amino acids. The record is from RefSeq and is a predicted model, not a curated record. The transcript is spliced from 2 exons. NCBI's taxonomy places the organism in Eukaryota, Fungi, Ascomycota, Leotiomycetes, Helotiales, Ploettnerulaceae.